AUGGAUCCUCGUUUUUACAAUCUCCUUGAUAUAACCUUACCCUUGUCAUUCAGCAGUACCUACGCUGGCAGUAGCAGCAGUGGACCUAAUCAUGAUGAGCCAUGGAUGGACCCUAGGAUCUGGAGGAAGCUCCCAACUCGGAUUAUCGACCGCAUUAUCGCCUUUCUCCCACCGCCAGCCUUCUUCCGAUCUCGAUGUGUCUGUAGGAGAUGGAACAGCCUCUUGUUCACCAACACCUUCCUUCAACUCUACUUCGAUAUCUUCCCACACUGUCGCCAUUGGUUCCUCUUCUUCAAGGCCCAGAAUCUCUUUAGUGACAACAGCAACAAUAGGGCUGAAGGGUACCUUUUCGAUACUUAUGAACUCGUAUGGUACCGUCUUCCCUUUCCUUUGGUUCCACCGUCUGGCUUCUCUCCAGCUGCUUCUUCAGGCGGUCUGGUCUGUUGGAUUUCGGAUGACCCUGCUCCGAAAACCCUACUUAUCUCCAACCCACUUGCUCGUACCCUAAACUAUCUCCCUACAACCCUAACCCCAAGGUACCAACCCUCCAUCGGCUUCACUGUCACGUCUACUUCCAUAGACGUCACCCUUGCCGGAGAUGACCUCAUCAACAAUGCCCAAGCGGUGAAGAACUCCACCGCAGAAAGGUUCCACGUCGACGGUACGGGCUGCUUUCUCCCCACAUGGCAAAUCACAUCUCGUCUUCCCAGACUCUGCAACUUUGACUCGGCUGGUAGAAUGGUGCAUGUUAACGGAAGGCUUUACAACAUGAGCUUCCAUCCUUUCAACGUCGCGGCCUAUGACGUGGAAGCAGCCGUUUGGUGGGACAUCCAGCCACCGAUGAAGAGGUUCCUGAAGUUCCCGAGCGUGGUGGAGAGCGGCACCGGGAAGCUUCUGCUGGUUUCGGCUAUAGAGAAGAGGUCGCUGAUUGUGCCGAAAACCUUGAGGAUCUGGAGCUUGGAGGAAGGACCUUCGUGGGUAGAGAUGGAGAGGAUGCCUCAGGAGCUUUAUGAUCAGUUCUGUCCGGAGAUGGAGUCCUGUGGGAAUGGGUUUCACUGCGUUGGCCAUGGUGAGUUCAUUCUGCUCAUGAUUCCGGGGAGUUAUCGUCGUAUCACUCAUAUGGGUGUGUUGUUUGAUAUGAAUACCAAAGAGUGGAAGUGGAUGCCUCCAUGUCCUUAUGUUGGUAUGGGUCAACUGAGCCGUGGUUUUGCUUAUGAUCCCCGGCUGUCUACUCCGGUCACUUCGCUUCUGAAUUAUCAGUUCACUGCUGCUCCAUUUCCGAUUUGA
Messenger RNA from Fragaria vesca subsp. vesca, 1287 nucleotides. Its product is annotated as protein UNUSUAL FLORAL ORGANS-like. The record is from RefSeq and is a predicted model, not a curated record. Lineage: Eukaryota; Viridiplantae; Streptophyta; Magnoliopsida; Rosales; Rosaceae. Gene Ontology annotation, molecular function: protein binding. The transcript has a single exon. Bases 1 to 1287 code for a protein of 428 amino acids.